GGGCGUUUUUCCACAGGGAACAAGAUGGCGCCUCGCUGAAUGAAAGUGAUGAAUUUCAGAAAAACGGACAAAACACCUGAAGCUAACACACCUGGACAAGUGUCUCCACUGACUGCAGAGGCCGAACCCUGGUUGGCAUCGACAACAUUAUAUGACUGAAAGACAGUGACAAGGGAACUGCUGAGGUCACAGAUGAACCAGGAGCUACCCAGAUGAACCGGCAGCACUGUUAACAAGCUAAUGGCACCAAGUGAAAGCCUUCUAAAUUCCCAGGAGUUCACCACCUUCCCACAAGCGUUCAAGCCUGCCAUAUAAUCAGCCAACAAAAGCUACUAAGCACCUUGGUGAGGAUGGAUGAUCCACGCUGAGACCAAAAACAGCCACCAGGUGUUUACACUUGUCUUGCAGGAAGCUAAUUUGACUUUCCCAACACAAGAUAGACUUUCUCUCAGGGGCAAACCCAUAACAAACGGACAGAGAGACAUGCCUCCACAAGAUUUCCUGCUCUUGCACAUUGCCGCUGGUAUUUCCAGUUCAUGUGGUGUGGGCCGCAUCAUGUGAGGCCUCCUUACCAAGAUUGCAGCUAUGAUUUUAUUGCAGUCUUGAUUAGGCACAUGUGACUAACUGCAAACCCCUGUUGGCAACGGGUGAGCGGUUGGCAGAAAGCAGAGGUCUUCCAGAGCUCUGAGUUGUAACGAGAUUCAGCCUCGCGGGUUCACGAGGCGAGACCCGUUCCUCGGGAAUUUGAUUCCUCUGGCCGUGUGGAACAAAGUUGGCCCAACUCACUUCAUUUCACACAUUAACUGUUGUGUUUGCGUAGAAGAGAGGCAUUUUCAUUCUGCAGGCGGUCUCCACUACCUCACGGAAGAAAAAUGCUAGCCCGGCUUCACUUCCCAUGGAAAAACCAGCCAAGACAACUCGGUGAGAGAGGGAAAAUAUUGGGGUCUUUUAAAUGCAAAAAUUCUGAGGGGAGGAAAUGGAAAUAUGACCAUUUUCCUGACAUGAAAAGCAGAGCACAUCAAGACUCAAUCAUGAUAUUUUCAAGAAUAGCUUGGACCUCAUUCUCUUCCCGUGGACUGUUUUUCCAGGAGAUGGGGGGGAAAGAAAUGGAAAAAGACACAGUUAUGAUUUGUAUCAUGAUGGAUGCCAACACAAAUUGGGUAGCCAUUUUUUUCACUCCCUGUUAGACGCUGCUGCAUAAAAACAGCCAUUAUACAUUUACCACAUCAAAGGACCAUUCAAAUUUCUAUCAUACACACUUCAGAGUGGGGGAGCCGGAGAAAAGAGGGAGAACCAAAUGGGAGCAACCUUUUAAAACAAUAAAAUGGGGGUGGUGCAUUUCAAGGAAUCAAAGUGAGUAGAGGGGCUGUGAUGCUACUGCACUCUUGUGUGGUCCCACUUUCCCUGUCUCUCUCUCUCUCUCUCUCUCUCUCCCCCGGCUCUUCCUCUUUCCCUCACAUUUUCUCUUCCCUCUUUUGUGGCUCUAAGCCUAUGAGCUGGCGUGGGCCCUUCCUUACUACACACCCAGCGGGGCUUUAAAAAGGCAGGGCCGGAGGUCUUUGCAGCCACACACACUCUCCGCCUGUGCUUGUGUCUUUUGGUCUCGCCGUGGUGCUGUGAAAGCCGGCUGUGUCAACCUCUCCAUCCUCCAGGUCGCUCGGAUUAGAGAUGCAGACGCCACACUGCAGGGCCCCCAAUCUCCUGCUCAUCCUCCUGGGCCCCACACUGCUGGCCGUGGGCCUGGCCGCCAUGGAGAGCCAAGCGCUGUACGAACUUGAGAGGGAACCGGCGUAUUGGGAUGCUCAGGCCAGGGCAACACUGGAUGCUGCGCUGAAGCUCCGCCCUCGGGAGCACCAGGCCAAGAACAUCAUCCUGUUCCUCGGCGACGGGAUGGGUGUGUCCACGGUGUCGGCAGCUCGAAUUCUACGAGGUCAGAUGGAAGGCGGAUCAGGGGAGGAGACAAUGCUGGCCAUGGACACCUUCCCAUAUGUGGCCCUGUCAAAGACCUACAGUGUGGAUAAGCAGGUGGCAGACAGCGCCAGCACAGCUACAGCCUACCACUGUGGGGUGAAGGCCAACGCCAAGACAGUGGGGCUCAGUGCUAAAGCAGUGGCGUACGAAUGUAACACCACCUUUGGUAACGAGGUGUACUCAGUACUACGGCGUGCUAAAGCACAAGGUAAAUCGGUUGGCAUAGUGACCACCACCCGCGUCCAGCAUGCCUCCCCGGCCGCUGCUUAUGCCCACUCUGUCAGCCGCAGUUGGUACAGUGAUGCAGAUCUUCCUCCCAGCGCUCACCGGCAGGGCUGCGUCGACAUUGCAACCCAACUGGUCACCAAUGUUGACAUUGAUGUGAUUCUGGGAGGAGGGAGGAUGUACAUGACACCAAGAGGGACCUCAGACCCCGAGUACCCAACCUCCAACUCUCGCAAGGGGGACCGCAAAGACAAGAGAAACCUCAUUAACGUGUGGCUGAAGGCUAAACCUAACAAGAAGUCACACUAUGUUUGGCACAGGAAGGAGUUUGACGAGAUAAAUGUUAAAGCUACUGACCGGCUCAUGGGUCUGUUCGAGCCGAAGGACAUGCGAUUUGAGGUUUUCCGGAACAGCACACGCGACCCCUCCAUUGUGGAGAUGACAGAGAAGGCCAUACAAAUCCUCAGCAAGAAUCCCAAAGGAUACUUCCUGUUUGUGGAAGGAGGGAGAAUUGAUCAUGGCCACCAUGACGGCAUCGCCAAACUGGCACUGACAGAAGCUGUGAUGUUCGACCGAGCCAUCCAGCGUGCUGCACAGCUAACCAGAGAAUCCGACACUCUCACUGUGGUCACAGCUGACCACUCCCACGUCUUCACGUUCGGUGGUAACACACCUCGAGGGAAUCCCAUCUUCGGUCUGGCACCAAAGAAAGCCGAUGACAAAAUGCCUUUCACCAGCAUCCUGUAUGCCAACGGUCCUGGUUAUGUCCAUAUAAACGGAACCAGAGGCAACAUCUCAAUGGUAGAUUAUUACGACGAGGAGUACAUGCAGCAGGCUGCUGUCCCAUUGGAUGCCGAGACGCACGGCGGGGAGGAUGUGGCCAUCUACGCCAAAGGCCCAAUGGCUCACCUGUUCCAUGGGGUGAAGGAGCAGAACUACGUGGCGCACGUCAUGGCAUACGCUGCCUGCUUAGAACCCUACACAUACUGCCCUCCUCGCCCCCACAGCCGCACCUCAAGCGGGUGUGUGAACACAACGUCGAGCCUCCUGUUUGGCCUGCUUAUCCUCCUCUGGUUACUUAGAUGACCCCGAAAACACAUACACACACACACACUAAUAUGCACACACACGUACAUUGUAUGCAUGCAGCAAUACAGACACUUAAUGCACUCAACAUUCAUUAAGUACAUGCACACACUUUAACGGUACGCACACAGGCUGGCAAGUCAGACCGCAGGGAUUAACACACACAUUACUGUAUGUUAAAUAUACCCACAUACAUCCUGAUAACUCAGUGUGCACUCACAUGAGCUUGUAACCUAGAUUGCAUCCAAAAUCCAGGCUUAAACAUGCACGUAGUGGCGCUUAUUUAGGUACAAACUAACAAACAGGAAGGCAUUCACAUGCACACCACUCUUUAAGAAACACUGCUGCCAUUGUAGCGCCAUCUGCUUUUUCUUCACAGGGACUUUUUCAAACCUGUACCUGCAACAUGACUACUAACAUGCACUAACUAGUUCUUUCAUUAGUUAGUUAGAUUUUUAUUAUUCUCCCCCUGUUUUCCAAAGUUAAAUAGUUAAAUACAAACUCUGCUACUAUGCCGCUCACUCAGAGCAAUCAGUCAUUUGCAAGAAGUUGUAAUAAGUAUUGACACAUUAAUCCGAGGCUGCACUCAGAUUAACUUGAAAGAAACAAGCAGGCUGAGGGCUCAAUGUUCAGCUUGUGGACAUUUAGACGGGACACACAGCUGUUGAUGUACAUGAUCGUCAUUGUCCACAUGGAAUGAAUGACCAGACGGUACCAGAACUAUGAGCCACCGUGCCAUGCCAAAGCUGCGACACCAACAGUCCUUACAAGAACUCAUCAACAUGCUGUACCUCCUUCAGGAAUGAAAAUAUGUAGCUUUUAAGGUUUUGUUUUUUGUAUCUUGACCUCAUUGGCUCCAAAUAGUAAAUCUGUUUUCUGUCAGAUCACUUGAUAUGUAAUCUAUUUGGAUUGUACAUGAAUGUAUUUUAUUAGCAAAUAUUUUGUCAAUGUAUUUUUAUA
Epinephelus fuscoguttatus (brown-marbled grouper) is the source of this 4242-nucleotide messenger RNA. RefSeq names its product alkaline phosphatase, intestinal, tandem duplicate 1 (gene alpi.1). The record is from RefSeq and is a predicted model, not a curated record. Gene Ontology annotation, biological process: dephosphorylation. Gene Ontology annotation, molecular function: alkaline phosphatase activity. The coding region runs from base 1669 to 3282 and encodes 537 amino acids. Gene Ontology annotation, cellular component: plasma membrane. Lineage: Eukaryota; Metazoa; Chordata; Actinopteri; Perciformes; Serranidae. The transcript has 14 exons.